AUGAGGCCCCAUCUAUCUGCUGUCUUUCCCUUCAUCAAGAUGUCUUGGAACGGCGGAGGUGACGACUUCGGCGGCGGCGGUUUUAGUGCUGCAGACAACGACUUUGGAGGAGGCGGUGGUGGCGGUGUUGCCUCUGGAGGCUACGAGAGCAACUUCGGCGACAGCUUUGGCGGUGCUGAGGGCGGUGGCGGAGGAGGUGACCGCCAGUGCUUCAACUGCGGUGAAGUUGGCCACAACAAGGCUGACUGCCCUCAGCCUCCUGCUCCGGUCGAGUGCCGCUACUGUCACAAGGAGGGCCACUUCGCCAAGGAGUGUCCCAACAAGGGCCCUGCUCGCUGUGGCAACUGCAAGAAGGAGGGUCACUUCAUCGCCGACUGUCCUGAUCCUCUGGUCUGCCCCCGCUGCAAGGGUUCUCACAUGCUCAAGGAGUGUCCCGAGCCCAUGAAGUGCUACCACUGUGACGGUGAGCACAUGGCUAAGGAAUGUCCCUCCUAUGUCGCUACCUGCAAGAACUGCAGCGAGACUGGCCACACUGCCACUGAGUGUCAGAAUGCUCGCAAGGUCGACCGCAGCCACCUUCCUGACAUGACCGGUGAGGAGGCUUGGAAGCUUUUGGAGCAGGCCAUCAAUGACAGGGAUAUGGACGAGGUCAAGGAGAAGAUUCAGAUCUACGCCAAGGCCCAGCCUACUACCACCUUUGUCGAGAUUGAGAAAGCCCUCCGCUCUCAGGGCUACGGCCUUUACCUGAUUCCCAAGGAGCGUACGAAUCUGUCAAUUACCUUGACCAACAUGGAUCUCCAGGGAAACCUCUACAAGAAGUACACGGUGAACUACCGCUUCUCGGACAAGCCUAUCCGCGCGGCUGAGCGAGAGGGCUGGCCCGAGAGCCACGAGGUCGUGAUGGAGCGACUAGCCGAUGCUGGUGACAUUGUUCCGGUGGGCAAGCCCAAGUGUAGCAAUUGUGCGAAGCUUGGUCACAUCAGCAAGGAGUGCCCCGAGGAUAAGAUGGAAGCAGACAAGAUCGUCGUGAAGUGUUACAACUGCGACGAGGAGGGCCACCGUGUCCGCGACUGUCCUACCCCCCGCGUUGACAAGUUCGCCUGCAAGAACUGCGGAAAGGGUGGUCACAAGGCUGCUGACUGCACUGAGCCUCGGGAUGCUUCCAACGUGGAGUGCCGCAAGUGCAACGAGAUGGGACACUUCUCCAAGGACUGCCCUACCGGUGGUGGUGGCUCGAGCGGUUGCCGCAACUGUGGCGAGGAGGGUCACAUGGCCAAGGAGUGCGAUAAGCCGAGAGACAUGUCCAAGGUCCAGUGCCGCAAUUGCGACGAGUACGGACAUACCAGCCGCGAUUGCCCCAAGCCCCGUGACUAUUCCCGCGUCCAGUGCCAGAACUGUCAGGAGUACGGCCACACCAAGGUCCGCUGCACAAAACCUCGCGUUGAUGAGGAUGGCGAAGCCGGUGCCGGUGCCGAUGGUGGUGGUUUCGACCCUGUUGACGCCCCUGCCGAUGUUGGUGCUGGCGGCGCGGGCUGGGACAACAGCGCCGGCGGUGCUGGUGGUGAGGACUGGAACAACAACCCAAGUGGUGGAUGGUAACUCAGUUGCUCUUGUCUGGCAGCUCGGGUUGACCCUUCUGCGAUGACAUUCGAGGUAACUGUGAUACCUCUGGGCUUCCACGGCCGAUCUUUGCGAAACUGCGUUCCUUCGUCUGGGACAUGGCAUAUGGAGGGAUGUGCUAAUGAUUGUGGACUUCUGGCAGCUUCUCGGGUCUUUUUGUAGCAGUUGAAAUGGGUGGGGAAAAAAGGCAAACAGAACCCGAGUGAAGCAAGAAAGACCAGAUAUCAUCCGCUGAGAUAGCCUUCCAAGAAAUGAGACGUGAUCUCCUGAAACCACCCACUAGCCUCAAGGCCUUCGCUUCAUGUGUCAAAUCACUCAACAGUU
Molecule: messenger RNA, 1944 nt
Organism: Diaporthe batatas
Lineage: Eukaryota; Fungi; Ascomycota; Sordariomycetes; Diaporthales; Diaporthaceae
Exons: 8
Coding region: 1-1599 (532 amino acids)
Molecular function (GO): nucleic acid binding; zinc ion binding
Source: RefSeq, a predicted model, not a curated record